CGCCUCGGCUGGUCGAAUCCCAGCGUCGUACACAACACCGCUCACCCACAUCUCCGUUGACUAUGGACUCGACGCAUUUUGAGACGCGUCCACGCAAGAAGCGACGCUUCUUUGCUGAAGAUUCCUCGCCGGUGGUUCAGUCCAUACAAAGGUAUUCGUCCCCGCCCGCCGCAUCUCCGCAGUCGCCGCCCAAGGAGGUUGAGAGCCCGGUAUCUAUUCCCGAUGAUGGAGAGACCGGCCAAGAUGGAGACGAGAACGAUGAGUUUGCCGGAUUGCUACAAGCUGUCGUUGGUCGAGUUUCACGAGAAGUGCUGGACGCCCUCAAGCUUAGGAGUGGCGGAGAUGCUCAGAGAGCAAUCAACAUGUAUUUUGACCGCUCCUGGAAAACGGCAGCAGAACCUACGGCGCCCCUCCGGCAGCCCUCGUUACAGGCGUCACUCACCACGAAUAUGAACAGACAUGGCAGCGACAUGUCAAAUGCACCAAUGCUCUCCAAACCAUCCACACCACUAAACCCCAUACUAAAAUCGAUGCCUCCCAAACGAUACAUUGGCUCUUUUGGCGCUAUCGGUUGGGCAACCAAAAGUGGGACAGGUAUGCUGAAGCAUGAAGAACAUGUCGGUAUCGAACGGACAAAACUUCGGGAACCUGCGGGCAAGCGACGAAUAAUAAAUAACAAGAAACAAGAUGUUGUAGUGCGUUUCACGAACAACAGGGGCGAGGAGGUUGGAAGACUCGAAAACGAUUUUGCAGCGUGGAUAUCCUCUCUAAUGGACCAGAAAGUAUGCUCGUUCGAAGGUACAUGCGUAUACGUACCCGAUCGGGUAAGGACAGGCGAUACCAUAUACUUACAGCUACGCUGCUAUAUGCUUCGAAGCGCAUUCGACAAGCGGAAAUUCGUUAAACCCGACAACAACCGCUCCGUCAGCCUCUUUGCGGAGAAGGAAAGCCAGGACGAGAAAGACUUGCGGUUGCGGCAGGUGGCUUUGGUGAAGCUGUUCGAGGCGAUCAAUUUGCAGCCUACACGGGCGAACGAGAAUGCGGAGAAGUAUAAGCGGCAAGGCCUGCUUCAAGCUGCGGAGAGUGCCGAGAAUAACGAACAAAAAUCAAAAGCAAGGAAUGGCGCUACAGGAGAGGCGGGCUCAUCACCCGCCUCGGAAUCGGAGGAAGGGGAGGAGUUGGAACAGGACCAACUUGAUUCACUCUACAAGAAGGCUCAGUCUUUCGAUUUCAAUACCCCUGAGAUGACUCCUGCAGAUACCUUUGCCAUGGACCUGCGGAAGUACCAGAAACAGGCCCUGUAUUGGAUGGUUGGUAAAGAAAAGGAUGAGAGUUUGAAGCAUAAGGAAGAGUCCAUGCAUCCGUUAUGGGAAGAAUACGAAUGGCCAACAAAGGACGCAAACAAUGACCCAGUUCCCGUGGUUGACGAUCAGAAGAUGUUCUACGUGAACCCCUACUCCGGAGAACUUUCCGUUGAGUUCCCUCGACAAGAACAGAACUGCUUGGGUGGAAUACUGGCGGACGAGAUGGGUCUCGGAAAGACGAUCGAGAUGCUCAGUCUGAUACACACUCACAGGAACGAGCCUGCGCGGGACCAUACAUCGCAUACAGUCCACACUCUACCACGGUUACCAAAACACAGCGUCGACGUAGAGAAAGCCCCAUAUACCACGUUAGUCGUGGCGCCAAUGUCGCUGCUUGCUCAAUGGGCUAGUGAAGCCGAAAAAGCAUCGAAAGAGGGCACUCUCAAAGUCAUGGUCUACUAUGGAUCCGAAAAGUCCGUCAACCUACAGAGGCUAUGCUGCGAGGCCAAUGGUGUUAAUGCACCAAACGUCAUCAUUACCAGUUACGGUACCAUACUUUCUGAAUUCAACCAGGUGUCUGCUAUGGACGGAAACAGGGGUUCCCACGGGGGUCUCUUCUCGGUGGACUACUUCCGGAUCAUCCUAGAUGAAGCUCAUUACAUCAAGAACCGUCAAUCUAAAACAGCAAAGGCUUGUUAUGAGCUUAUGGCGACACAUAGGUGGGUGCUCACUGGCACCCCUAUCGUCAACCGACUGGAGGACCUGUUCAGCUUGGUCCGUUUCCUCAAGGUGGAGCCUUGGAGCAACUUCUCCUUCUGGAAGACGUUCAUUACGGUGCCUUUUGAAUCAAAGGACUUCCUCCGAGCUCUUGAUGUUGUACAGACAGUGCUGGAACCCCUAGUCCUUCGCCGGACGAAAGAUAUGAAGACGCCGGAAGGCGAAGCUCUCGUACCUCUACCACCCCGCACAAUCGAAGUGGAGAAAAUCGAGCUUUCUCAAGACGAGCGCGACGUCUAUGAACAUAUCUAUCUGCGGGCAAAGCGUGUCUUCAAUGCGAACGCAGACGCUGGAACACUACUGAAAUCAUAUACCACGAUCUUUGCCCAGAUUCUCCGCCUCCGGCAAUCAUGCUGCCAUCCAGUCCUUACACGGCAUCAGGGGAUCGUGGCCGACGAGGAAGACGCGGCUCUAGCUUCUGAUUUGGCCAAAGGACUCGCCGAUGAUAUGGAUCUCGGCUCACUCAUCGAACGCUUCACAACCGACGGCGAGCAAGACGUAAACCGCUUUGGCGCCCACGUGCUGAAGCAAAUCCAAGACGAAGAGCACGCCGAAUGUCCUAUAUGCUCUGAGGAACCCAUGGUCGACCAAGCCGUCACGGGGUGCUGGCACAGCGCCUGCAAGGAAUGCCUCCUGAACUAUAUCAACCACCAACGCGACAAGGGAAUAACACCCAAUUGCUUCAACUGCCGCGAACCCAUCAAUGCGCGCGACAUUUUCGAAGUCAUACGACACGACCACAUUUCUCCUACCGAUAACGACAACAUCCGCAGCGAUAACCCGUCUAGUGGCACGCAGCAGACCCCCCGCGUCUCUCUCCGCCGCAUUGGCAUCACCGGAUCCGCGAAGACCCAGGCGCUUCUCACCCACCUCAAGCACCUGCGGCGCACCUCCCCAACCACAAAGUCCGUCAUCUUCUCUCAGUUUACCUCAUUCCUGGACUUGAUCGAACCCGCCCUGGCGAGAGACCACAUCCCCUUCCUCCGUUUCGACGGCUCCAUGUCUCAGAAAGCGCGCGCGGCUGUCCUCGAAGAGUUCAGGUCGAGUAACAAACCCUACGUUUUGCUGCUGAGUUUGCGGGCAGGGGGUGUGGGCCUGAAUCUGACAUGUGCGCAGCGGGUGUUCAUGAUGGACCCGUGGUGGAGUUUCGCGGUGGAGGCGCAGGCGAUUGAUAGGGUGCAUCGGAUGGGGCAGGAGGAGGAGGUCAAGGUGGUGAGGUUCGUGGUGCGGGGGAGUAUAGAGGAGAAGAUGUUGAGGAUUCAGGAGAGGAAGAUGUUUAUUGCUGACUUUGGUAGUGCGAGUUCGUUGGGGAUGAUGAGUGAUGAGGAGAAGAGGAUUCAGAGGAUUGAGGAUAUCAAGGAACUGCUCAGCUAG
Westerdykella ornata is the source of this 3455-nucleotide messenger RNA. RefSeq lists its product as uncharacterized. The record is from RefSeq and is a predicted model, not a curated record. Gene Ontology annotation, molecular function: ATP binding; nucleic acid binding; zinc ion binding. The transcript is spliced from 3 exons. Bases 63 to 3455 code for a protein of 1130 amino acids. NCBI's taxonomy places the organism in Eukaryota, Fungi, Ascomycota, Dothideomycetes, Pleosporales, Sporormiaceae.